CUGGAAAUGUCUCGAUUUCUCCCUGCUAUUCUAAGGACAAUUUGGAGAAAGCAGCUCUCUCAGCUGCACUUAGAUGGCCUUCCACACCUGACCUAUGCCAACCCAGCUACCUUCUGGUUCUCCAGGGUUUCUAACAAGAAUUCCAGUGAUGGUCUUAGGGGGAAAGGAUGAUCAGAGAUUCCCUUCCUCUCAGCUCUGUCCAUGUGAAUAAUGCGUCUGGUGGUGCCACAGGCAACAGAACACUUUGUCAAGGUUAUCAGGAUGCCAGAGAAGUAGUAACAUCAUUCUGAGACCUACAAUUCAGAGAUUCAAAAAACUGGAUGUGUAUCUUGAUUGCAGACAGAAGUCUUUAAAGACCUAAGAGCUGUUAUCACUCUUUAAACGAGAAAAGAAAAGGCCACUGGAGCAUCCUACAUGUUUUAAUGUCUCAAAAUAUAAACGUCAAUCUAUUACCACCCUAAGCCAAAAGUUCAUGGGUCCUUGGUUUUGUUUAACUGGAAGGUUUUUGAGAAAACUCCUGAGGAUUAGCCGUGGCUGUGACUGGUCCCUGCCUUGCUCUGACUUCCUAAGGACCAACUGUCAUGAAAUACAAAUUCAUGCAAGUCCUUGCUGGACUGCUAUUGGUCCAUUUCUCGCUCUGACUUCAUAGGAAGACAUUGAUCACAUACUUCCAUAAUAUAUUGGGGCAUCCUACAUGUUUUAAUGUCUCAAAAAAUAAACAUCAAUCUGUAUCACAAACCUAACCAAAACCUCUUGGAGUUCUUGGCUGCCGCUCAACCUUGAUUGGUCCCCGCCUGGCUCUGACUUCAUAAAGACCAACUGUCAUGAAAUAGAAAUUCGUGCAAGUCCCUGCUGCACUGCCAUUGGUCCAUUUCUCCCUCUGACUUCAUAAGGAGCCCUAUGAUGACAGGAUUCCACACGCCUAUAUAAGCGGCUGCGUGGCCCAGGUUUUUGUCCGCUUUACCAGGGAGCUAUUUCGGUGACCUGUGUGACUUGGACCCCUCUUUGCUUGCACUUGUGUUGGUUGGUGUUGGUGUGCUGUUUUGUUUGUUUGUUUGUUUCUUGUUCUAUUUGUUUUUUUCUUUUCCCCAUUUUGUUUUAGUUUGUUUUUUUCCUCCUAUUUCUUUUUUGGCCCAGUGUGUCUUUUUUUGCAGUUUUUUUUCUUUUUGGCUUCCCCCAUCUUUAGCUAGACAGUGCUGCUAGAUUUCAUAGUGUUAGUGUAGCUAUUCAGUAUUUGUUUUUUUGGAGUUUUUCUGGUUUUUGUUUUCUGUUUUGGUUAGAUAGGACUUAGUCUUGCCACUGUGUGUGAUUAGUGUAGUUAGUAUAGCUAGUGUGCCACUAUAGUCAGAUCAGGAGGUAGUCCCCUUGUUGUCCCUUUAUUUUCUUAGUUAUUGUAGUUAGGGUAGCUCCUUAGUUAGCGUCUAUGGACAGGAAUAUCAGCCAGAGCAGAGCAGAGAGUGUAGUUAGGGACACCAGCCUGGAAGGCCGUGAGGACCUGGAUGUCGACACCAGCCGUCAGCUUGAUCUCCAGUUUCUGUCAGUCCUGGGCAGGGGCAGCUUCAGCAGGGUGCUGCUGGCCUGCCAGCCGUCCAGCCAGCGGCUGGUGGCCGUGAAGCUGUUCAAGGAAGACGAGAGGGACCCUUUCGGCGCCAGGCGAGUGAUGCAAGAGGCCAGCAUCAUGCAGCUCCUGAGCCACGAGAACAUUAUCAAGCUGCUGGAGGUGGGUUGCGUCGGCCAACACCACUGCCUGGUGUUGGAGCUGGCGCAAAGGGGCAGCCUCCACCAGUACGUGAUGAGCCGGGGUGGCCUGCCAGAGCCCGAGGCCAUGGUUAUAUUUGAUCAGAUCCUGGCGGCCGUGGGCCACUGCCAUGAGCAGCGCGUGGCCCACAGGGACCUCAAGCUGAAAAACCUACUGCUGGACUCAGACAUGAAUGUCAAGCUGGUGGACUUUGGGCUCAGCUGGCAGCUGCCCGAGGGCGAGCUAGUGUCCGGCUUCUGCGGGACCCCAAAGUACAGCGCCCCCGAGGUGUUCCGGCAGGAGCCGUAUGAUCCAUUCGCAGCAGACCUUUGGAGCCUGGGGGUCAUCCUCUUUGUCAUGCUGGCGGGGGCCAUGCCCUUCAGCGGGAAGGACCGGGAGGAGCUGCGGGACUGCAUCCAGAGGGGGAGCUACGAGCUCCCGUGUGCGGCCAGCCCAGCCCUGGAGGAGCUCCUGAGCUCACUCCUCAGCCCAGACCCCUGCGACAGGCCUACAGCGGAAUCUGCCCGCCAGCAAUGGUGGUUUGACCCCUUACGAGAGGAAGCUGAGGGCGAGGAGGUGACCGUGGUGCAGCCCCUGGGGGUUCCCGAGGACCCAGAGGCCCAGGAGUACCUGGCGGGCCUGGGUCUGCUUCCGGACGCUGGAGCCUCGGUGCCAUCUGGUCCUGGAGGAUCCAGCCGGAUGUCCCUGCAGCCGGACUCCCGGAGCCUGGAGCAGGGACACAGGGAACCCGAGCCUGAGCUGGGGUCUGAGUCCGAGGCGGAGUCGGAUUCAGAGCUGGUGCUGGAGCUGGAGCCCAUGCCCGAGCUGGAGCUGGAUCUGGAGUCGGAGUCAGAGUUGGAACCUGAGCCGGAGCCUGCCGUUGCUGCCCCCGUGCUGGCCAUUUCCCUCCCUGGACAGCUGAGGGAGAGGAGCCCUGGUGCCAGCCCAGCCCCCGAGCCCGUCCCUGUGGUCGUCCCUUCCACCCCCAGCCCCAGGAGCAGACUGCACCUGGUGGUGCCAGAGGUCCCAGCAGCUGAGCCUCAGGAGCCUGGGACCUCAGCAGCUGCCUCUGUCCAGAGCAAGGGCCGGCAGGGGCUGGGCAGGAGGAUUGGCAGGAGCAUCCUCAGAUUCCUCCUGUGUGCCUGCUGCCUGCCGGCCCCAACCCCUAGCCCUGGCUCCCGCAGCCGAAAGGUGGCCCCCCGCUAGCCUACCUCAGAGCACAUCAAGAACAGGGGUCGAAAGCGGGGCCUCCUGAAGCUUUUUCAUUUGCUUGAGAGUUUUCUAUGCUUCUCAUGAAUAAAAAUCUGAACUG
Oryctolagus cuniculus (rabbit) is the source of this 3050-nucleotide messenger RNA. NCBI's taxonomy places the organism in Eukaryota, Metazoa, Chordata, Mammalia, Lagomorpha, Leporidae. The record is from RefSeq and is a predicted model, not a curated record.